Trypanosoma cruzi is the source of this 2208-nucleotide messenger RNA. Its product is annotated as protein kinase, putative. The transcript has a single exon. Gene Ontology annotation, molecular function: MAP kinase kinase activity; ATP binding. Lineage: Eukaryota; Euglenozoa; Kinetoplastea; Trypanosomatida; Trypanosomatidae. Gene Ontology annotation, biological process: protein phosphorylation; MAPK cascade. The record is from RefSeq and is a predicted model, not a curated record. Bases 1 to 2208 code for a protein of 735 amino acids.
AUGCGGACAAGAAGAACACGAGCACCACCGGCGGGGUUUGCCCUUGCGUUACCUCCUCCUGAGAUAUCUGAUGAGAUGCAGGUGCAGCAUAAGAACGAGCUUUGCAUAAAUGUGGAUGAUUCGAAUACAUCCCCUGUUGUCACGACGAAUGGUCCGCUUUUCCCCGCUCGGUUCUUCCAUGUCAAUAAUACGAAUCUUUUCGUGCUGAUGGAUGGAGUUUCGAUGUUCACCGAGGGAAAGACGACGACGCAGAAGGAGGAGGUGGCAUCACUUCUUCAUAGGAAAGAGGCCGAGGGCAUAGCAACAACCAAAUUAACAAAAAAAUCUCCCCAUCCUAUUCAGACGAGCGCUGUCGACUCGGUUGAAGCGGCCAUUCGCGGCAUUGAGGGCGAGGGCAACGACGCAUGCCCUUCUUGUGCGUCAUCUGUUGUACUCUCCGCAGCUGCACGGCCUCCGUUCGCGGUCACACAUUCGGCAGUGAGUGCCAUUCCAGCGCUCGUCACAUCAGAGGCACAGAGGUGUGAGGCGGUGGUGAAACAGCCGGGAAUACCGCAGGGAUACGCCGCACUUUUUGAAAAUCGAGUUGAUUUGCCGGCGGAUGGUUUAAGGAGAAAAUUUUCUUACAAAGACUCUUUUGUGAAGGUCCAUGGAUUUUUGCCCUGUGGCGCAGUCGCGGAGCUCGAGGAGAAGUCAUCGUCGAAUACACUAUUGCCGUCGGACUCCGCAAAGACUACGCUGGCACCAACGGGGGAAUCUUCGCUUUCCCCAACCACCUCCGUUGCGACAGAGACCUUCUCGCCCGGAAUUAGUGAUAUAAAAACGGCGGGUAAAGUUACCCGCAACAGUAAAAAAACACUGAAUCGAACAUUCUCUGCAGAGGAUGUUGGUCGCACGAACAGUUCGUUGGAUUUGGAUGCGGUGCAAAAACUAGACUUCAUUGGCAGGGGCUCACAAGGAACUGUACACCGCGUUAUGCUUGACGAAAAACUCUAUGCAUUGAAGCGUAUUGACGUGAAGGAGGUGACAGAGGCUACGAAUGCCGUAGAACGACAAGGUAGAAAACGAGGUCUUGUAAAGGAACUUAACAUGAUUCGCCUUCAGAGGUCUCGGGAGCCUCCAAGGCACUUGAUGCAGGUUUUUAAUGCUGUUGCUACCCUUGACAACGAGCGUCAACAUUUGUAUGUGUUGAUGGAGCUAAUGAGUUUUAGUGUAGAAGAUGCUCAGAAGAUGCUUUCACGGUUUCCUGUUCAUGAAAUGAUGAAAAUGACACAGUCCACUUUUCGAAAACAUCUUGCUGGAUCAGCUCUGGUUCAAAAACAAACUGAAAAACUGUUAAAACAGCAAUCUGCAUCAUGCAUGCAUCUGACAGGGCGAAGUUCUUACAACGUUCCAGAGGACUGGGAGUUGAGUAUUGAUCGUCAGACUCCCGCACCUGAAAUUAUUUUGUCCAUUUUAGCGUCUGACGUAUUAAAAGGGCUUCGGGAAUUACAUGAGGAGUACUCCAUUGUCCAUUGUGAUUUAAAGCCAGCAAAUGUACUACUUGAUUUUAAUAAAAGGUGUUUUAAGAUUGCAGACUUUGGGUGUGGGUGUCAGAUGGAUCCAAAUACACAACUGGUGAGAAGAACAGGGGUGGAUUUGGGCUCUAAACUGUACAAGGCCCCUGAACGCCUGCAGAAUGAAUUGGCUUUCGCCGAAAUAGAAGAUGAAAUGUUGUUAGUUGAAUUCACCCCCGCUGCCGAUGUAUGGUCUCUGGGCAUCAUGCUAUUGGAGCUAAGCAACGGUGUGAACCCAUGCUCGUCCUUCAAGUCUGAUUAUUGGAACUAUGUGAAUAACUUGAAACUGUCCCGAAUGGUGAAGCCUCUCGCAUGGUCUUCCGCAUUUUAUGACUUCAUUGUGCGUUGCCUCGUAAGGGAUCCAUCGCAGCGUUGGACGGUGAACAUGUUGUUGCAGCACCCUUUCAUUCUUCGGUACAGUGGGGUACCCCGUGAAAAACUGAAUUCAUUUAUGGAACGUCUAAAGAACGAAUCGGAAACAUUCCAACGUCGCCAGCAGCGCGAGCUUCUAGAGAAGCAGAUCUUACUGAGCACCGGCAAAAAGGCUCAUGACAGGUACCAAAAGCAGAGUUGGACACGCUGGAAGUCGUUUACCGGUUUUCUUAGUGUCGCCCCGCAGUUUCACGACACUGAGAAAUUUCCACUUUUGAGUUAA